CAUCAAACCUGAACUAAACUGCGAAUAAGCAUAAUCGUAAAAAAUUGCAAUCGGCUCUUUAUCUUAUAUUAUUCGCAUGUAUAUCAAAAUGCUCUCUUUACUCUUCAGUCUCCUUGUAACGCUGUAUUCUACAAAGUCGCAGACUUUAUAUUCGAGUGCAAUGGAUAAUUGUCCCAGUGAAUUAUUCACGAUGGAGGCCAUUCAAUCAAACAUAGAAACACAAAUCAAAAAGAUAUUAAAAAGAGAAAUGUCCAGCAGCAAAGAUAUGUGCACAAAGUCGUGUCCAUUCAAUUGGACACCAUUUAGAUCUUCUUGCUACUAUAUCAGAGAACAGGAGAAGUCGUGGGACAAUGCAGCUAUGGAGUGUCAAUACUAUGGUGCAAAACUCGUCGAGAUAGAAACAAAGGACGAAAACGAUUUUCUGAAACAAAGACUCAGCAUUUAUGAUGAAUAUCUUCUGAAACAAAACUCCAGCGACUACAGUAAAUAUAAGAAAUUUUGGAUCGGUGGAACAGAUAAAAUUAUAGAAGGAAAGUUUGUCUGGGCCUCUACCGGGAGUUCAUUGACGUUCAAGGACUGGGACAGGUUGGAACCUAAUGAUCAAGAAGGCAUUGAAGACUGCAUGGAAAUCUCAAGAUUUCCAAGAAGAAUCAGGUUAUGGAAUGACGCUAACUGCGCUUUGAAGUUUUACUUUAUAUGUGAAAAAUCUUGUUAAACUCCGAAUAUUAAGAAAACUGUCAUUUUCAUGUAGCGUCAAAAAUUACAUAAUAUUUGAACAAUUGAACUUUUCAACUAAGUUCUACGCUAUUUUAUUUUUUAUGUAUAUAUAUUUCAUUUUUAUUUCUAAA
Saccostrea cuccullata (small rock oyster) is the source of this 848-nucleotide messenger RNA. RefSeq names its product CD209 antigen-like protein C. The transcript has 4 exons. NCBI's taxonomy places the organism in Eukaryota, Metazoa, Mollusca, Bivalvia, Ostreida, Ostreidae. The coding region runs from base 77 to 715 and encodes 212 amino acids. The record is from RefSeq and is a predicted model, not a curated record. Gene Ontology annotation, molecular function: signaling receptor activity.